UCACAAAGUAGACGCCAGCCACGGUGGGGAUGGGCAUCUGCGGCGAUGGGGUGCUAAAGUUCGCCAGGGAGCCAGAGGACGCAUGUCGCGGAUCAGGAUCACUCUAGACAGCGUCUCCAAGGCAGUAGGAAGCACGGACAUCAACUCCAAGUUCUCCCGUUUCAAGCCUGGCAACCCUGUGGUGGAUAGCGACCAUGCUGAAAAGCUUCUGGUGAAAGCCCAGAAGGUCUCAUCCACUCAGCCGGAUGUCUCGCUGCCUAGCAAAGCCACCGUAGAAGAUGCAGAUGGUGAAAAAUGUGAAGCAGAAGAUGAGAACAAAGAGCAAGCUGCAGAAAAGCCCUUCAAGAACUCCAAGCCAACUAACAUGGACGAGACCUACAAGACUUUAGACCAGCACAUCAACAGUUACUUUGGCAUGAGUAGUCAAGGGGAAGAAGAGGAACGCAAGCACGACCGUAUCCCAGUUUCAUCUCCAGCUGCAGCCUCUAAGAGUAUCGAUGCACUUGCUGCCACACCUCCAUCAGGAGACCUCCGUCACCCUAAAGCUAAACCUCCAUCAGACUCCCCCGCAACAGAAAGCACAGCUGCAUCCGGUCCAGUUCGACCCAGCUCCCCCAAAAAAGGCUUCACCCACUAUCUGUCCUACCCUCGUCCGAGUGUUCAAGCUUUUGUGGCGAACUACAUCGCUCCGCUGGUUCCCGAAUUCCGAGGAGACGCCAAAAGCCUUGACAAGCUCCCAGUAGUAGAAGCUUCUGUGGAGGAGGCGGCUAGUGAAGAUCCGAAAGCAGAUGAAAAGUUUUCUAUCAAACAACAGUGGUACAAUGCUUUGAAAACAUGCAGCCACUUGGAAGUGUGCCUGGCAUUGGGAAUGUUCUUCACAGAGACUAACAUAUGA
Molecule: messenger RNA, 895 nt
Organism: Syngnathus acus (greater pipefish)
Lineage: Eukaryota; Metazoa; Chordata; Actinopteri; Syngnathiformes; Syngnathidae
Exons: 3
Coding region: 83-895 (270 amino acids)
Source: RefSeq, a predicted model, not a curated record